This is a messenger RNA of Pyrus x bretschneideri (Chinese white pear), 679 nucleotides long. RefSeq names its product catalase-4-like. Gene Ontology annotation, molecular function: catalase activity; heme binding. Gene Ontology annotation, cellular component: cytoplasm; plasma membrane; peroxisome. The record is from RefSeq and is a predicted model, not a curated record. Gene Ontology annotation, biological process: response to hydrogen peroxide; hydrogen peroxide catabolic process. The transcript has 3 exons. Lineage: Eukaryota; Viridiplantae; Streptophyta; Magnoliopsida; Rosales; Rosaceae. Bases 193 to 585 code for a protein of 130 amino acids.
UCGAGUGUCUAUGUCGUGUGUGCGAGCCACACCUACGAGUCUACGACCCAUACCAAAGCCAAAACCCAGCGUACAGCGUUUAUACGUCCCCCAAAUUUACUUGCAUUUCAGCCUUCGAUUGUCAUUUGAGUGAGUGGCUCUCCUCUUACCUUCUCCAUCAACCCCUCUCUCACUCUAACCUGACCUUCGUCCAUGGAUCCUUACAGGCACCGCCCUUCAAGUGCUUUCAAUUCUCCGUUCUGGACCACAAAUUCCGGUGCUCCGGCUUGGAACAACUCCUCUCUGACUGUUGGAUCCAGAGGUCCACUUUUGCUUGAGGACUACCAUCUGGUGGAGAAACUUGCCAACUGUGAUAGAGAACAAAUCCCAGAACGUGUUGUCCAUGCUAGGGGAGCCAGUGCAAAAGGUUUCUUUAAGGUCACCCAUGAUCUAUCUCACCUUUCAUGUGCUGACUUCCUUCGAGCCCCUGGAGUUCAGACACCUAUCAUUGUGCGCUUUUCCACCAUUAUCCAUGAGCGCGGCAGCCCUGAAACUCUGAGGGAUCCUCGUGGUUUUGUGGUACACCCAAUCGGUUCAAGAGGUUAAUUUGGCAAUAAUUGUAAACAGUGCAAGUAAUUUUAAAAAGGAGAAGGGACGAGAAGUUCAAGACAAAGAAAUGAAAUUUUCAUUCAUUCAUUCA